Triticum turgidum subsp. durum (durum wheat) is the source of this 681-nucleotide messenger RNA. NCBI's taxonomy places the organism in Eukaryota, Viridiplantae, Streptophyta, Magnoliopsida, Poales, Poaceae. The record is from the annotation of a GenBank genome assembly.
AUGCUGGCAUCCGAGCAAAGGCAGCAGAAGGUGAGUACGGUUGUUCAGAAUAACCCGAAAAGCCAGCAACUUGUCAUGGAAUCUAAUGGACUGGAGCCACUAUUGACAAACUUCAGGUCUGAUCCUAGCACGACUGCGCGCACAAAAGCUCUUGGAGCUAUCUCUUCUCUGAUUCGCAAUAACCAAUCUGGUCUUGCUGCAUUUCGUCUAGGAAAUGGACAUGCUGCACUGAAAGAUGCACUUGGUUCUGAUGAUGCUAGACUUCAGAGCGACGAUUCUGGAGUCCGGGAGGCUGCCCUGGGCGGCCUUCUAGAGCUGGCGCGUGACAAGACACCAGCUGCACGCAACGCUCUACCUGACCAAGACAAGCUGAAAGACGUCCUGAAGAGCCGAAUCGAAGGCAUCAGCGCCAUGGACGCAGACGACCUGCAAGCAGCCCGUGAGGAGCGGCAGCUGGUGGACUCCCUCUGGAAAGAGUGCUAUGGCGAGCCAUCUUCUCUAAGGGAGAAGGGCCUCGUGGUGCUCCCCGGGGAGGACGCGCCGCAGCAGCCGCCGCCAGAUGUCGUGGGGAAGAUGUUUGAGCCGCCACUCCGUGUGUGGGCUGUGCCGAGGCCUGCUCCAGCAGAGGACCCCGACUCUGGGAGCGGGAAGAAGGACCCACCCCUUCUGCUAGGACCGUGA